AUGCCAUUAAAAUUUAUUAUACAUGAUCCAAAAAUAUCAGUGCUCCAUACUCCUGAUGAAUUUUUUAAAACAUUAAAAAAGCUGAUUAAAAAUUCAAGGGAAAGAAUAGUGAUUAGUUCUUUAUAUAUAGGAACAGGGGAGCUCGAAAAAGAAUUGAUAGAUGAUAUAAUAAAUAAUAAAAAUAUAAAAAAUUUACAGAUUGAUAUAUUAUUAGAUAAGCAAAGAGGUACAAGACCUGAAGGGAAACAUAAAGAAACAUCAAUAAGUAUAUUAUCAAAAUUAUUUAAAUAUGGCAAUAAUAUAAAUAUAAGUUUAUUUCAUAAUCCAUUACUUGGUGCUAUGCUAUAUAAUAUAUUACCUUAUAGAGCCAAUGAAGCAAUAGGAGUUAUGCAUAUGAAAGUAUAUAUGGGUGAUGAUACCCUUAUAAUAUCUGGAGCAAAUCUUAAUAAUAGCUAUUUAACAAAUCGAAAAGAUAGACAUUUUUUAAUUGAAAAUAAAUUUUUAGCAAAUUCGAUUUAUAAAAUUGUUAAUUGUGUGCAACAAAUGUCAUUUUCUUUAAAUCCCGAUUUAACUAUUGAAUGGAGAAGUGAUCUAAUAAAUCCUUUGAUUGAGUCAUAUUUAUAUAGAGAACAAUUUUAUAGAAGAAUAAUAUUUAUUUUUAGAGAAUUACAAAAAGAUAUUUCAGAGUAUAAUAUUAAUACCUUUGGUACAGACUUUGCCACUCACAAUAAUGAUAACCCAUUAUUACAUAGAGAUAAAGAAAUCGAAAAAAAUAAUGACAAACAAAAUGAAUAUACACAAGCAUGUGAUACAAAUAAUAUGUCAACUUGUUUUAAUAUAAGUGAAAAAAAAUCGAAUACCCAUUUACACAAUGUAAACAAUAAUACUGGUGAAAAUGAUAGCAAAAGUAAUACUCAUAUUACCCAAAAAAUGGAUAACUUUUUUUACCCUUUAUAUGAAAAAAAAAAAAAAAUAGUAACCAUCGAGCUAGGUAUGCAAUGCCCAUUUUCAAUUCCACCAAUUUAUGAUGAUACAGAUAUGAUUGAAGAUAUGUUAAAGAAUAUUGAAAAAUAUAAUCAAAGUAUAAUUGUUGCAUCAGCAUAUUUAAAUUUUACUAAACCUGUUUUAAAUUUGUUUAGACGUAUUUAUGAUAAUUUAUUUCCAAAAAAUGGAAAAAUACAUUUUAUUACAGCUGCACCAUCAGCUAAUAGUUUUUACAAAUCACAAGGUCUAACCUAUUAUAUACCUCUUGCUUAUAGUAUUAUUGCUGAUACAUGCAUUGAAUUUGUUACAUCAAAUUUUCUUAAUUUAUUUAAAAAUAUAAAAAAAACACCUAACAUAGAACAAAAAUUAUAUAACGCAACAAAUAUAUAUUUGGAAUACCAUAAACCUGAAUGGACAUUUCAUUCAAAGGGAAUGUGGAUAAUUGAUAAUUUGGGAAAUAACAAAAAUGAUAAAAUACAUGUAUGUUCAGAAAAAUGUGAACAAAAUAUCCAAAAAUUGGAAAAUAAUUGUUAUAAUUUGGAAAAUUGCCUGAACAUGUCAGAAUUUUGUGACUAUAAAAAAAGUGUGUAUAAACAAAUUUUAAGUGAUGAAAGUAAUAAUAUAAAUCAAUUAUUAGAAACCCCUGAAUCUAUGCCAUGGGGAACAGUCAUAGGAAGUUCAAAUUAUGGAUAUAGAGCUUCAUACAGAGAUUUAGAAAUGGAAUUUAUCAUUAAAACAAACGAUCCAAAUCUAAGAAAAGAAUUUCAAGAAGAACUAAAUCAUAUUUACAAGUCAUCAAAAUAUGUAAAUAUGGUUGAUCUUAAAUUAAGAUAUUCACAUUGGCAAAAAUAUAUACUCACUCUUUUUAAAUGGGGGUUGUAA
Plasmodium vinckei vinckei is the source of this 1866-nucleotide messenger RNA. Its product is annotated as phosphatidylglycerophosphate synthase, putative. Lineage: Eukaryota; Apicomplexa; Aconoidasida; Haemosporida; Plasmodiidae. Gene Ontology annotation, molecular function: CDP-diacylglycerol-glycerol-3-phosphate 3-phosphatidyltransferase activity. The record is from RefSeq and is a predicted model, not a curated record. The transcript has a single exon. Gene Ontology annotation, cellular component: mitochondrion. Bases 1 to 1866 code for a protein of 621 amino acids. Gene Ontology annotation, biological process: cardiolipin biosynthetic process.